AAUAGAAAGAAAAACAUUUGGGAAUCGAAUUUUUGGUUAGACUGUGCAAAUUGCAAAACGCCAUAGCCAAAAUCUUACUCCAACAAUGAUGCAGAGAUUAAUCCCAAAACUCCGUCAUCUCGCCGUUCAAUCACGUCAAACGUUACAACCUCUUCCGUCAUCUCGCCGUUUCCUCCAUCACUCUCUGCCGCAACCACUUCACUCCGCUUCAACUACCUUCACUUCUCGUUCUCUCUUCAAUCUCUCUUCCUUCCCUUUCCACGCAUCUCGUUCUUCCCAAUUUUCUCCCUCCUUGAUUCAAAUUCGGCAUGUAUCGGCGAGGGAUAGGUCGAGUAAAAGAAAGCCAGUGACUCCUGUCAAGUCCAAAGUCAAGAAAACCAAAAUUAAAUCUUAUUCGUCUUACAAGUCCAGGUUCAGAUUAAUGAGUGAUGGGAGCUUUAGGCGAUGGAGGGAGGGCAAACGUCACAAUGCUCAUUUGAAGUCAAAGAUAGCAAAACGUAGAUUGAGACAACCUGCUCUUGUCCCUGUGGCUUACGCCAAAGUAAUGAAGAAACUCGGUUUUUGUGGUUAGAUUAUUGUAAGUUGCUGCCAGUUACAGAAAGUGGAUUGGUCAGGUUUUUACUUUUAACUAUAAUCAUUUCUCAACAUUCACAUUUUAGAGUCUGCAGCACGAGCAAAUUACAGGACAAUUUCUUUCUUAUCUGUCUGUGUGGAAGAGUUAGGUGAUAAUAUUUUGAGGUCAUGCCUAUUCAAAGUGGCAUUCUUUAGUGGAAAAUGUAUGCAAUAUUGUUAACAUGCAGUGGCUGAUUAAUCCUUUUUGUAGUGCAUUUGAUUUUUCGAUUAGCAGUUUGAUGAAGAUUGGAAUCAUUAUUUGCUGCACUUUUAGUAAUAAUAAUGAUUUAAUUUAA
Messenger RNA from Trifolium pratense (red clover), 908 nucleotides. RefSeq lists its product as uncharacterized. Gene Ontology annotation, molecular function: structural constituent of ribosome. The coding region runs from base 86 to 571 and encodes 161 amino acids. NCBI's taxonomy places the organism in Eukaryota, Viridiplantae, Streptophyta, Magnoliopsida, Fabales, Fabaceae. The transcript is spliced from 4 exons. The record is from RefSeq and is a predicted model, not a curated record. Gene Ontology annotation, cellular component: ribosome. Gene Ontology annotation, biological process: translation.